Schistocerca piceifrons (Central American locust) is the source of this 357-nucleotide messenger RNA. RefSeq names its product chorion transcription factor Cf2-like. The record is from RefSeq and is a predicted model, not a curated record. Bases 1 to 357 code for a protein of 118 amino acids. Lineage: Eukaryota; Metazoa; Arthropoda; Insecta; Orthoptera; Acrididae. The transcript has a single exon.
AUGCUUAUGGACAGUGCUCCAGUUGCACCAGCAAGAGACAAAAUAGCAGUGACAAUGACAGCAAAGCCCGUAAAUGUUGCAGAGGAGAAUUUACAUUUGCCAGACAUAAACUCAACAGAAUAUGACAGAGUGUCAGAACUACCGGUAAAUACAUCUCUAUCAGCAGCUGGUUCAGCAGCAGCACAAGCAGUGGUACAGUCACAAGCAGAUGAGUCUUCAACUCGGCAAACAGCAGCUCCAGCUACAGUGCCUCCGCCACCUGCAUCAGAUCAGCAGCAGAAGAGACAUCAUCAUCACUGGCGGCAGCAGCACCAGCAGCAGCAACAACAACAACAACAACAACAGCAUAUCGAAUAA